Molecule: messenger RNA, 1085 nt
Organism: Glycine soja
Lineage: Eukaryota; Viridiplantae; Streptophyta; Magnoliopsida; Fabales; Fabaceae
Product: repetitive proline-rich cell wall protein 1
Exons: 1
Coding region: 31-801 (256 amino acids)
Cellular component (GO): extracellular region
Molecular function (GO): structural constituent of cell wall
Source: RefSeq, a predicted model, not a curated record
GGUGUGUGUUAUUCACCAGUAACUAAAAACAUGAGGAAUAUGGCUUCCUUAAGCUCCUCAUUAGUGCUGCUCCUUGCAGCUCUAAUUCUAUCCCCUCAAGUUCUUGCUGACUAUGAGAAGCCCCCAAUUUACAAGCCACCUGUUUACACACCGCCAGUUUAUAAGCCCCCAAUUGAAAAACCACCAGUGUACAAACCUCCAGUUUACAAGCCUCCAGUUGAAAAACCACCUGUUUAUAAGCCUCCAGUUUAUAAGCCACCCAUUUACAAGCCUCCAGUGUAUAAACCUCCAGUUGAAAAACCACCGGUUUACAAGCCUCCAGUUUAUAAACCACCUGUUUACAAGCCUCCAGUGUAUAAACCCCCAAUUGAAAAACCACCCGUUUAUAAGCCACCAGUUUACAAGCCACCAGUGUACAAGCCUCCAGUGUAUAAGCCACCAGUUUACAAGCCACCAGUGUACAAGCCACCAGUUGAGAAGCCACCAGUAUACAAACCACCCGUUUAUAAGCCACCAGUUUACAAGCCACCAGUGUACAAGCCACCAGUUGAGAAGCCACCAGUGUACAAGCCUCCAGUGUACAAGCCACCAGUAUACAAACCACCAGUUUAUAAGCCUCCAGUUGAGAAACCUCCUAUUUACAAGCCACCAGUUUACAAGCCUCCUAUAGAGAAGCCACCAGUGUACAAGCCACCAGUGUACAAACCACCAGUGUACAAACCACCGGUGUACAAGCCCCCUGUUAAGAAACCUCCUAUUUACAAACCACCUUACCCAAAGUACCCUCCAGGCUCCAACUGAAGACACCCACCUGAUUUUGAAUUAAGUUAAGGGAUGUAUUAAGUAUAUGCUAAAUAAGAGGUGUAUCUACAACCAUUGACUUUGUCAUGCUCAAAAAUUUAGUUUAAUUUACAAAUUAUGGCAAGGGUUACACCUGGCUAGCUUCCGCGUUUAGAUCAUUUGUUUAUAGUGCUAUGGCCACGACAAGAGUGUUAUGGGUGCAUGAAUGUAAAACGAAAAAAAAAAAAAUUGUGUUUAUUUUGUACUUCAAGUUAUGAAUAAAAGAAUUUCACUGUUUGUUUGUA